GCGGCUGGAGGCGAGGGCAGGGGUGAGGCGGGCGAGGGGCGGCAGCGCGUAGCGAGACCCACAGAGCGAGACCCACAGAGAGACUGUCGCGGGUGGGCGGCCCCCCCGCGCCCCCCCGUCCUUCCCCGCCCGGCGGGUCCCGCCCUCCCCCGCCCUCCGGGCCGCGCGUCCUCCGGCCCCGCCGCCCCCGGAGCGGAGGAUGAUGAAGCUCAAGUCCAACCAGACGCGCACCUACGACGGGGACGGCUACAAGAAGCGGGCGGCCUGCCUGUGCUUCCGCAGCGAGAGCGAGGAGGAGGUGCUGCUGGUGAGCAGCAGUCGCCACCCUGACCGAUGGAUCGUCCCCGGGGGGGGCAUGGAGCCCGAGGAGGAGCCCGGCGUGGCCGCCGUGCGGGAGGUCUGUGAGGAGGCUGGAGUGAAAGGGACGUUAGGAAGACUAGUGGGAAUUUUUGAGAACCGGGACAGGAAGCACAGGACAUAUGUUUACGUACUUAUCGUCACCGAAGUGUUGGAGGACUGGGAGGACUCUGUCAAUAUUGGGAGGAAAAGGGAAUGGUUUAAGAUAGAAGAUGCCAUAAAAGUUCUGCAAUAUCAUAAACCAGUGCAGGCCUCGUAUUUUGAAACCUUGAGGCAAGGCUGUCUGGCCAACAACGGCACCCCGGUGAUGACCACGCCGUACUCCGAGAGCUCCGUGUCCGACAUCAGAUGACUGACGACGUCCCUGCCAGAGCCAUUUCCAAACCCAGACUGAGACCUGGAUUUCCCUCCCCUCCCCGUUUCCAUGCCUCCUCCCUCACACCAGGCAUGGGCAGCCGCCUGGGGCAGAGCAAGUGUUCAGAGUGCUGCAAUUUAGUGCAAGGUGGGAUUUUUUUUCAUUGGCUUUUUUUGCUUUUUUGGAUCUGUAUUUUGUAAAAUACAUUUUGUGCAUGAAGUGCCCCUUUCCCAGUACUCCGCUCCAUGGCCUGGAGGCUGCCAGCCCCUCCUCUGCCUUGUGCUCUGAAGUGUCCCGAGUGUCCCCUUCGUGUCACCCCAGCCAGAGCCACUUUUUUUUUUUUUUUUUUUUUUUUUUUUAAUUAAAAGACUUCAAUGUGAGAUCAGCUCUUCAAGUCUUAGUCUGUACUGUAAAGUGCUGCUCAGACCCACGUGGGGGUCGCUUGCAGCACGUCUGUAUAAACUUUUUUUAGAUGGAGGAUCUAACAUUUUAAUUUUGCGGGAAUUUUUUUAAUCCUGGUCUGCUUCUGAAAAGAAGGGUUCAUAAUUAAUCUGUUUGCCUUUUGUUCUGUUUUUUAAAAAUACACAUUCUGUGACAGUGCUAGUGGCUGGGCCAGUUUACUCCCCAUCCAGUAUCUCCCGAUUUAGUGCAGUGACACUUGAAGUUGAGGGCAGAGUUCUGAUCACCUGCAGACAUCCCUGCAGACAUCCCUGCAGACAUCCCUGCAGACAUCCCUGCAGACAUCCCUGCAGCUCCGUGGCUUCUCCGACAGCUUCUGCCAAUGUUUCUGCAUUUUCAUCAGAGUGAAACCACAAGGAGUUGGUCUUUACCCCUUGGCCAAAACCAAACAGCCUCAGCAACGCUACGAUAGAACCCGGACUGCGUCGUCUGCAGUGGGAGCCGGGGCUGCACGGGGGUCAGACAGACAGACUGCAGUGUGGCUCCCCAGUGCUGUUCCCUGCUCCUGCUGCGUUCUGCUCGUGUCUCUCUUGUCCACAUGCCUUACGCCGUGCUGAGCUGGAGACUUGGAAUUUGUGCGAAAGCAUCGGAUCGGACCCACGGAGCGCUGCUGCGCGAGCCCGCGGUCGGACAGCCACGUGUGUCCUGAGGAGAGGACCUGGAGGAAACGUUCAGGUGUUGGGUCUCUUGUCCUGUGGUUCUGCAGCGCUUACAGUCGCACGUGGAGUGUGCCCUCCGUGAAAGGUACAGCUGCUCCGGCAGCAUUCCCGGGGGGAGCCCGCCCGGCUCGCAGGAGAGCUCCCCGAUGCGUUGGCACACUUCACACGGGGGUUUGUUGUUUUAUUGCUGUAAGUUUCAUGCUGUCUUGAUUUGCCAACAGUGUUGUCUAGUUGGGAAAUAAAAUGGGAAGGGUUGGGGCUGGGGGGUGGGUUGGGUCAGGUACAAGUUUUGGGAGGGGCAUUAAUUAAUCCCUGGCUUGGGACAGGAAGUGGUUGCUGAGUUCAGUAACCUCUCCUUUGUCAGAGCAGAGCCAAGAUGUGAAAUUAAAUCUGCAGUGCUCUUUUUUUUUUUCCUUUUUUUUUCCUUCUCUUUAUUUAACAAAAAAUAUUCUAAUAAACACUCACUGUUCCAGAGUUUUCUCUCUUCCCGAGAAGCACUUACAAUAUGAAAAUCUGAUAGAAAUAUCCAUGGAGCCUGGGACAAGGGGGAAUGGUAUCCUUGCUGGUUUGGCAAGAAGCUGUUCAUUUUAAGAUCCUCUUCUGUUCCUUUCCUUGUUCUCCCUGCUUUCAUCAGUGUGGAGUAGCAAGGCCAAAAGCAGUGCCAGCACUCGCUGACAUGGAAAACCGCGCGUAAGGAACAGCCCAUUAUUCAAGGAGUAGCUCAAACCCGGGCAUCUGGAAUUGAGCCUAAAUUACACCAGUUCAGCUCACUUCAACUUAGAGACGAAUGUACAAUCCUUUCUCACUCUGUGCUGGUCAGCCUGAACCAAACUCUCAAAGGGCUUGAAUAUUCUAUCUGGAAGUGUACAAGGAAUUCCGACAGUCACUGUCCCCGCGCCCUGCGAGGCACCUGACACAGCCAUCUACUGCCUUCGAGGAGUCUUGGUCUCUUCUGUACAGAUUAGUAUGUUGGGAACGCGUUGCAACAAAACAGCUGGUACUCCUGAAAGAGUAACUGCAGUUUUAAUAUCAGCAGCAUGCACACUUUUGUUUUUAAACUAAAAAUGUUUUUACAGGGCUGUUAAACUGACAAUAUAGGGUAGAAUAUUGUUAAUGACUUGCUAAUGGCUUAUUUGUUUGGGUCAGAAAAAUAAAUUGUGCCAAGAAAGUGUU
Chiroxiphia lanceolata (lance-tailed manakin) is the source of this 3003-nucleotide messenger RNA. It is a transcript of the gene NUDT3, whose product is annotated as nudix hydrolase 3. The coding region runs from base 200 to 709 and encodes 169 amino acids. Gene Ontology annotation, biological process: adenosine 5'-(hexahydrogen pentaphosphate) catabolic process; diadenosine pentaphosphate catabolic process; diphosphoinositol polyphosphate metabolic process. The transcript is spliced from 5 exons. Gene Ontology annotation, molecular function: endopolyphosphatase activity; bis(5'-adenosyl)-pentaphosphatase activity; diphosphoinositol-polyphosphate diphosphatase activity. NCBI's taxonomy places the organism in Eukaryota, Metazoa, Chordata, Aves, Passeriformes, Pipridae. The record is from RefSeq and is a predicted model, not a curated record. Gene Ontology annotation, cellular component: nucleus; cytoplasm.